AUGGCGGACGGAAAGGACGAAGCCGCCGCAGACAAAGGCACUAAUAAUCAACGACUCAAAUGGCAGKCUGUAGACGAAGAGACUGGUGAUUUCCCACAACGCCAGCAGCUAACUCGCACCCUUUCGACGGCGUCGUCUGCAGCGUCGACAAGAGCGAAUCGACGAGCGACUAUUGMCCCCGCCGUUACGUUACCGAUUCAUUAUCGGAGCGUGUCGUUUGAGAUCGAUGAAGUCAGACAACGGGAGGAAAUCAAGGCCAAAAAUGAUGGGAUCGCUAAUGAACUGUCAAACAUCGAGUGGCACACCCUCUCCACCACCUCGCUCGAAAAAAGGUUCGAGGUGGAUAUCGGCCAUGGUCUCUCUUCAGACCAAACCCAACAACGCCUCCGUGAAUACGGUAAAAACGUUCUGUCACCCGCACCGCAUCACUGGUUCAAGCAAAUCUUCGGCUACUUCUUCAAGGGCUUCGGUAUAAUCCUACUUAUCGGUUGUAUUCUGGUGUUCGUCUCGUGGAAACCCCUCGGUGACCCUCCCGCAGUUGCAAAUUUGGCAUUGGCGAUUGUCUUGCUCGCCGUGUUUUUCAUCCAAGCGGGCUUCAACGCAUGGCAGGAUUGGUCCUCGUCCAGGGUCAUGGCUUCGAUUACGGCCAUGUUACCUGAGAAUUGUACUGUUGUACGAAACGCUGGGAAUCAAGUGAAUAUUCCAGCUGCAGAGAUCGUGCCUGGAGAUGUCAUUCAAAUAAAAGCCGGGAACAAGUUGCCUGCUGAUGUGAGGUUUGUGCAAGUUUCGAAUGAUGCCUGUUUCGAUAGGUCUAUACUUACUGGUGAAUCCGUCCCUGUCAACGGCACAAUCGACGCCACGGAAGAAAACUAUCUCGAAACACAAAACGUGGGUCUUCAAGGCACGCAUUGCGUAUCCGGUAGUGCGCUCGCAAUCGUCGUCUCAACGGGUGACAACACCGUCUUUGGUCGUAUCGCAAAACUAGCGAGUGAACCCAAACCAGGUUUAACUCUGCUUGAGAAAGAAGUGUUGCGAUUCGUUGCGUUGAUCGUGGCAAUUAUGUUGACCAUGAUUAUCGUGGUCAUUAUUGUUUGGGCGGCAUGGUUGCGAAAGGAUCACCCUGAUUGGAUUAAUGUGCCAACUCUGAUCGUGGAUUGUGUCAGCGUGGCCAUCGCGUUCAUUCCAGAAGGUCUCCCUAUUAGCAUUACAGCGAGUCUGACAAUUACAGCCAACAUUAUGAGGAAAAAUCAGAUAUUGUGCAAAUCGCUGAAGACUGUGGAGACCUUGGGAAGCGUCAGUGUCAUUUGUAGUGACAAGACCGGGACACUUACUCGAAACAAAAUGUUCGUCACCGACUGCACAAUUUCAACAACGGUCUUCAACAGCCCGAUGAUUGCCCGAGAUGAGAGUAUACUCAAGGGCAAGUCGACCGGCGUACACCAACUUCGCGCCUUAUCUGGGCUAUGUAAUGCGGCCGAAUUUGAUGCUGCGGCCGAGAACAUGCCACUCAACGAAAGACCAAUCUUUGGUGAUGCGACAGAUCAAGCCAUUCUUCGAUUUUCAGAACUUCUUGGCUCCGUUUCUGAAAUGCGUCGUUUGUGGAAGAAAACCUGGGAACUUGCGUUCAACAGCCGGAAUAAGUUUAUGAUUCGUACAUUCACGGUCGCAGAAUCCAAAGGGUUGGGAUUGGCGUUGUCGCCGGCAGAGUCUAUGAAGUUCAAAUCAGAGGACACCCUAUUGACGAUCAAAGGAGCUCCUGAUAUUCUGAUUGAACGGUGUGGACGUGUUGUAACGGCCGAUGGUAGUGUGCAAACUCUUGAUGCAGAGACCUUGCGGCAAAUCAAAGGCAUCAAAGAUGACUGGUCGAACCAAGGUAAACGAGUAAUAUUACUCGCGCGCAAGGUCAUCGUCGCUGAGGAUAUCAUGACAACUCCUGGCAGUCAUGAAUACGAGUCAGAAAUCAUGCGGCAGGCCAAGUCUGAUUUGAUUCUUGUCGGCUUGGUGGGCAUUGUUGAUCCGCCUCGUGAGGAAAUUCCAGCAGUGGUCAAGACCUUGAGACGUGCAGGUAUCCGUAUUUUUAUGGUGACUGGUGAUUUCGGACUGACAGCACUGGCUAUUGCACGUCAAUGUGGGAUUGUUUCGGCUGGCCGCGUUGAUGAUGCUACCGCUUUGCAACGAUAUGCCAGUGGAAGCGACACGGCCGUCAAUAAAGAGCAUUCGACAACGGCAAUUGUCAUUAGUGGCUCUGAUCUUCUCAGCCUAAACGACACGCAAUGGGAUCAGCUGUGCGGAUAUCAGGAGAUUGUAUUUGCGCGCACAACACCCGAGCAAAAACUCCGCAUCGUGCGCGAAUUUCAGUCUCGUGAAGAGAUCGUGGGCAUGACAGGCGAUGGCGUCAACGAUGCGCCCUCUCUCAAAGCAGCUGAUAUCGGCAUUGCCCUGGGCAGCGGAUCGGACAUUGCUAUUGAAGCAGCCGAUAUGGUUCUCCUCGACUCAUUCUCUGCGAUCGUUGAAGCCGUACAAUAUGGCCGUGUGGUCUUUGACAACCUGAAAAAGACAAUUAUUUACCUGCUGCCCGCGGGAUCAUUCUCUGAAUUCUGGCCCGUUUUCACAAAUGUCGUCUUCGGCCUGCCACAGGUUCUCUCCUCUUUCCUGAUGAUUGUCAUUUGCUGUUUCACCGAUUGCGCGGCUGCCACCGUGCUGGCAUAUGAAAAACCAGAAGCCGACGUUCUGUUACGACCACCCCGCAACCCGCGCAAGGAUAAGCUGGUUGACUGGAAGCUAAUGUUCCACGCAUAUGGUGUGAUUGGUAUUAUCCAAACGGUCUGCUCUUUCUCCAUGUCGUAUUGGUAUCUAGAACGCAACGGCAUACCGUUUUCGUCGCUCUGGUUUGGAUUCGGCGCUGUCCCGGAUGGUAUCGAUCCGGAUUAUUACAAUAAUAUGCUGAAUGAGGCGUCAUCAAUAUAUUUCAUCAACUUGGUCGUCAUGCAAUGGUUCAAUCUGAUGGCCAUCCGAACCCGCCGACUUUCCAUCUUCUCUCACCCACCCGCGUUCAAUAAAGAGACUCAGAAUCUGCUAUUGUUUCCCGCAAUCAUCUUUGCAUUAGGCAUUGCUGCAUUCUGGCUCUAUAUCCCGAGCCUGCAAAACGUGCUCAAUACUACUGGCGUACCAGUUCAGCACUACUUCCUGCCUGCGGCGUUUGGACUGGGACUGUUGAUUUUAGAUGAGGGGAGGAAAGCUGCUGUUAGACGCUACCCUGGGGGUAUACUCGCAAAGCUUGCAUGGUAG
Talaromyces amestolkiae is the source of this 3288-nucleotide messenger RNA. RefSeq lists its product as uncharacterized. Gene Ontology annotation, biological process: intracellular potassium ion homeostasis; potassium ion import across plasma membrane; proton transmembrane transport. Gene Ontology annotation, molecular function: P-type sodium:potassium-exchanging transporter activity; ATP hydrolysis activity; ATP binding. The record is from RefSeq and is a predicted model, not a curated record. Bases 1 to 3288 code for a protein of 1095 amino acids. NCBI's taxonomy places the organism in Eukaryota, Fungi, Ascomycota, Eurotiomycetes, Eurotiales, Trichocomaceae. The transcript has 6 exons. Gene Ontology annotation, cellular component: membrane.